Molecule: messenger RNA, 1301 nt
Organism: Sabethes cyaneus
Lineage: Eukaryota; Metazoa; Arthropoda; Insecta; Diptera; Culicidae
Gene: Tbp
Exons: 4
Coding region: 143-1105 (320 amino acids)
Biological process (GO): DNA-templated transcription initiation
Molecular function (GO): DNA binding; RNA polymerase II general transcription initiation factor activity
Source: RefSeq, a predicted model, not a curated record
AUGGAAGCCGUUCCUUAAAUUUUCCGUGUUCUCUAUACAUAUUUUGUAAAAUUUACUGGUUUUAAACAUUAAUUGAAAGGCGGUUGACGAAGGCGAUUUCCAAGUGUUUAAGCGCUAGCUGUAGCACAACAAAACAAGCACCAUGGAUCAAAUGGCGCUAAGUCCGGGGUUCUCGAUACCCAGUAUCGGAACCCCGUUGCACCAGCCUGAGGAGGACCAACAGAUUCUACCGCACGCUUACCAGCAGCAACAAUCGAUGCCGCACAUGACCCCGAUGGGCGGUCUCAGCUCGUACGGAAUGCCUUCCAUCGGUAUGGGAACACCCGGGAAGAGUAUGCACACCUAUGCGCCUAGUUUCGCAGCACCACAGAGUAUGAUUCAACCACAGACACCGCAAAGCCUAAUGUCACCCAUGGUACCAAUGACGGAAGGUAAAGCUUCGGCAACACCCAGCCACCAAAACAGCGGCGGAAGCGUGCGGGAUCCGGAGAAUAUCGGCAGCGUUAACAUCCACCAGACGAUGGGACCCGCAACACCAAUGACCCCGAUGACACCGAGUGAGCCGGCCAUACUGCCACAGCUGCAGAACAUCGUGUCCACGGUUAAUCUGAGCUGCAGACUGGAUCUCAAGAAAAUCGCUUUGCACGCCCGUAAUGCAGAGUACAAUCCGAAACGAUUCGCCGCGGUCAUCAUGCGAAUCCGAGAACCUCGAACCACGGCGUUGAUAUUCUCCUCCGGAAAAAUGGUUUGUACCGGAGCCAAAAGUGAGGAAGAUUCCCGUUUGGCUGCGCGAAAAUAUGCGCGUAUUAUUCAGAAGCUGGGCUUUACGGCAAAAUUUCUUGAUUUCAAGGUACAAAAUAUGGUCGGCAGUUGCGACGUUCGGUUCCCGAUCCGACUGGAGGGUCUAGUCCUGACGCACGGCAAGUUUAGCUCCUACGAGCCGGAACUGUUCCCCGGGCUGAUCUACCGUAUGGUGAAGCCGAGAAUCGUGCUGCUAAUUUUCGUCUCCGGCAAGGUUGUACUGACCGGUGCCAAGGUGCGACAGGAGAUCUACGAUGCGUUUGAUAAUAUUUAUCCUAUUUUAAAAAGUUUCAAAAAACAAUAGUGGCCGUAUUUUGGAUUUUUUUUUCGUUACCGAUUUAUCAGCAGUCAAAUGAAGUAUAGAAUUAGAAGCGGAAAAUGUACGUCUUCGUGCGGGAAAUCAUUGUUGCACAAAACGACGUUUUUCUAACCGCAAAGAAGCAUUUGAUAUAGGACAUAACACGGUAACAGCGCAAUGUAUUGUCCAUUUAAAAGUAAUA